Messenger RNA from Danaus plexippus (monarch butterfly), 2983 nucleotides. Its product is annotated as golgin subfamily A member 7. Gene Ontology annotation, cellular component: palmitoyltransferase complex. The record is from RefSeq and is a predicted model, not a curated record. NCBI's taxonomy places the organism in Eukaryota, Metazoa, Arthropoda, Insecta, Lepidoptera, Nymphalidae. Bases 197 to 688 code for a protein of 163 amino acids. The transcript has 3 exons. Gene Ontology annotation, biological process: protein targeting to membrane; peptidyl-L-cysteine S-palmitoylation.
CAAUCAGUCUGAUUAGUUACCAUCACUUUACUUUGAGCCUUGAGCAUAUUAUUAAAAACCACAUAAUUUAGACUGAUGUAUUGUUGUUUACGGCUUAAACUUUGAAAAAUAAUUAUGUGCUAACAGCAUAUACAUUAAAUUGUGACUCCUUUGAAUAGUCUUUAUGUUUGUGUAUGUGUUUUUAUCGUGAAAGUAUAUGAUGGCAAAUAAUCGUAUCCCGUCCGGGCCCAACACACCUGGAAGCCAACAGACUCCUACUCAGCAGGGUAUUAAGAUAUUCAUUCAAAGAGAUUACUCGGAAGGGACUGCAGUUAAAUUCCAAACAAGAUUCCCGCCCGAGCUGGAAGACAGAAUAGAUCGACAGACAUUUGAGUUUACUAUGGAACGUCUCAAUGAGCAUUUUGAGAUGGCUGAAACUGCAGACUGUAGUACAUAUUGUGAAGGAUGCCUUGCCUGCCUGACUGCAUAUUUCAUUUACAUUUGCACGGAGACACACUAUGAAAAGCACCUAAGAAAAAUAUCAAAGUUCAUCGCUACACAGAACGAAAGGGUAUACAAUCCCAGAGGUAUUCACAUAACGGAUCCCAUCCUACGAGGAUUGAGGGUUAUCGAAAUAACGAUAAUAGAUGUACCAAACUGUCAGAGUCCGACGGGUAAUUCAACGUCCAGUCAGUUACGACACACUUGACCACCACACGAAAACAGGGAGUUCUUCAUGUAACAGUUAUCAUAUUGGUUUUAAUAUAACGGUGCUUUAUUACUAACAUUGAAAUUGACAAAAAUAUUAUGUGAAUAAAAAUUUUAACAUUAAAUAAAAUAUAGUUGUAUAUAGUUCACUGUAAUCUAAGCACCUGUAGAUAAUUAAAACCAAUAUAAACGUUAAAAUUUAGAUGUAACAAGGGACUCCCUCUGCCAAAACGCUCUUCCGUGAGUUAUAUGGGAUUAUAUAUAAGAAGGUAAUCCGUUGAUUGUUAGCAUCAGGGUUGCGUAUAUCAAAAUUAACAUCAUUAAUAAGUAUUAUAUAAUUAAAAAUUGCCUUUAAGAUUGGUGAUUAACAAACGCCAUGCCAAUAUCACAUAUUUUGGCUGUGUGAUACAAAAUUAAAAAUGGCAUAUAGCUUUACAGCCCUAAUAUUUUAUAAUGACCAGCAUUUUCAUAUAGAUGAUUAUAAAUUAUAAUUAUCUAGAAUAGCCAGAUUAGGAUUAAGUUCAGAAUUUUUUACAUUUACAUAUAUAAUUUUUAGAAAGAUUAUGAAACUAAUGAAGUUUUUACUUGUCAUUCUUUCAUACCUUUUCUGCAAAUUACUGUCAUAGUUAGUGAUUGAAAUCAUGAUAUAAGUAUGUAAUGCUCUAUAAUUUCUUGUAAACAUAAUCAGAAUGUAUGAAAACAAUACAAGUAUGCUUUAAUAGUUUCGUUCAAAUCUUAUUUAGUUAAAUUCAUAAUUUAAAUAAGAUACUUAUUUAACAUUUGUGCAGAUUUCUGUAUGGUGUACUAUAUGUAAACAUAGUCAGGCAUUAUAUACUGUUGCAGUAAUGAAUGCAAAAAAUUAAUAGACAAACUUUUGAACAGAACCACAAUAUGUCACAUUUGUAUUGACUUUUCAUUAAAAUAUGGGCGAAUUCAUAUGCAAUUAACAUAGGUAUUAAUUGAAGCCGUCUCAUAUGACACAAGUUACAUAUAUGAAAAUAAUUUAACCAAUUAUUGACAACAUCCACUGCUACAUUUUGAUAUGACCGACAAUUAAUUAUCUGUAAUAAGUUUCUCAUCAAAAAGGUGUAUUUGAAGUGUGUACAGAUUAUAUAAAAAUAUUAACACCCACAGAUAACAAAUUUCAAGUCUAUCAUAUUGUGCUUAGUGUUGUAAUUAACAUUUUUCUGCUCAGUACGAGAAUAUUACUUGAUUAUAUCGCAAUUGUUGAUUAUAAUGUUACUUACCUAAUUAUAUUUUUUAUUUCUUUUCAAACAACUCAUAUAUCAUUUAUUACUUAUUAAAAGUAUUAUAUAUUUUUUUUACUUGCAUUUUUAUUUUUAGUAACAUUAAUGCCACAGCAUAUUUUAAGGCGAAGUUGGAUAAAAGUAAAAUAUAUUCUCUGAGACUAUCAUUAUGACAAUGUACAGUAUGAAAUACUUACACACACUAUGGAAUUCUUGAAAUACUUAUAUUAGGGCAUAUACAUACAUAUGGAAGAAAACAUUCUAUAAUAAUUAAUUAAUUUUAAAACGAAUAAAUUUUUUUUUUAACUUUUUUUUUUAUUAUAGGCUACUUGUAUGUUAAUAUCGAGUCUUUGACAGACAGUAAGUAUAUGUAUGUUUGUAUAUUUUUGUCUUAUUAUUAAUUUUAUCAUUAUUCUUUCUACGCGUAGAUCUUAGUCGGCAUUUAUUAACUAGUUUAAAUUAUGUAAUGAUUUAAUUAAAAAUACGUAUUUUAAUUAUUAUAAACCGUAAUUAUUUCGACAUAGAAUUAUUUAAAACUGUUUAAAUAUAAAUCGAUGCUUAAGUUUUAUAUAUUGUAUUGGAAUAAAAUGAAAUAAAUGUUCUUUUAUUGCUAGCGUAUACGAUGUGAUUUAUAGUUGAUAAUGUAAAAGGAAUAAUUCAAAUUGUUUUCCAAAGCUGUAAAGGUUGUAAUUGUGACAUUUCCCGCUUCUGUCACAUAAUCCUAUGUCAUAUUCUUAUUGACGUCUGGCAUAAGGCAUAGAGAAUAGUCGAAGUGGAUUUCAAAAUAUAAAUUUAAAAAUGCUUUUUGCUAAAUAUAAAUUGCUCAUCAGCCGCUCAUAAUAAUGUCAUUGAAAUGACGCCUAAAAUUUCUUGGAUUUUUAACAAUAUUUUGAAUGACCGUGCUCGUUCAUUGUUCUUGUUGAAUUGUAUAUUGCAGCGUGAUUGCACACGAUUGAAUGUUAAGGUUGUAUCACUGUAAAUCCUAUACUAAGUUGUAGAUAUAUUGUAAAAUUUAUUAUGACUUGUAUAAAUUAAAAAAAAUGUAUUUA